AUGGACCCCAUCAAAUACAUAUUUGAGAAAUCGACCCUCAUUGGUAUAAUUACUCGAUGGCAGAUGUUAUUAUCAGAACACGAUAUCCUUUAUGUCGCACAGAAAGCCAUCAAGGGUAGUGUACUGGCAUAUCAUCUUUCUCACCAGCCGAUGGAGGAUUACCAACCUUUGAAGUUUGAUUUCCCAAAAUAUGACAUUAUGGUUUUCAAAGACUCUAAGAUCCUUAGAUCUGACGAAGGACCCGAACCAGGGGAGCGAUGGUAUCUUAUGUUCGAUGGUUCUUCAAAUGCUACAGUUCAUGGAAUUGGGGAAGUAUUAAUGUAUCCCAAUAAUUUUCAUCUACCAUUCACCACAAAGCUUUGCUUCACCUGUACAAAUAACAUGGUUGAGUAUGAAGCUUGCAUACUAGGGCUAAAGGAGGUCGUUGAUAUAAGGAUUAAAGUCCUGGAAGUAUAUGGAGAUUUUGCUUUAGUGAUAAAUCAGAUCACGAGUGAUUGGGAAACGGGACAUGCUAAUCUAAUUCCAUAUCAGGAUUAUAUGCUAAAGUUGCUCCCGAAAUUUGACCAAAUCACUUUCUCCCAUAUUCCUCGAGAAGAGAAUCAGAUGGCAUAUGCUCUAGAAACUCUGGCAUCCAUGUACAAGUUGAUAUGGCCUAACCAUCAACCUAAUAUUAAAAUUAGGCAUUUUGACAAACCUGUUCAUUGUUUAACAAUGACAGAAGAAUCAGAUGGAAAACCCUGGUUCUUUGAUAUCAAACACUAUCUAGAGAAACAAGAAUAUCCUGUAGACGCUUCUAGCCUUGACAAGAGGACUAUACGGAGGCUGGCAUCAAAGUUCUUCUUAAAUGGAUAUGUGAUGUAUACGCGGAAUUAUGACACAGUCCUUCUCAGAUGUGUGGACAAACAUGAAGGAUCCUUCAGCACUCAUGCAAGUGGACACAAGAUGGCAAAGAAAAUCCUGAGGGCAGGUUACUACUGGCUAAUGAUGGAACCUGACUAUUUUCAUUAUGCCAGGACGUGA
Messenger RNA from Lathyrus oleraceus (garden pea), 1020 nucleotides. RefSeq lists its product as uncharacterized. Lineage: Eukaryota; Viridiplantae; Streptophyta; Magnoliopsida; Fabales; Fabaceae. Gene Ontology annotation, molecular function: RNA-DNA hybrid ribonuclease activity; nucleic acid binding. The record is from RefSeq and is a predicted model, not a curated record. The transcript has a single exon. Bases 1 to 1020 code for a protein of 339 amino acids.